Molecule: messenger RNA, 5915 nt
Organism: Tachysurus vachellii
Lineage: Eukaryota; Metazoa; Chordata; Actinopteri; Siluriformes; Bagridae
Gene: myom1b
Product: myomesin 1b
Exons: 41
Coding region: 212-5608 (1798 amino acids)
Molecular function (GO): protein binding
Source: RefSeq, a predicted model, not a curated record
GUUGUUGGAGAUUGCUUCUUCACUGCACAGUACUUUGCGUGAAUUUUGAGCUUUGUUGAUCCUCCCUCAGAACUGGAGCCUUGUUUGUACCUCCUGUGCUUUUGUGCUACCUGACUUCCAGCCCACAGAGCUUUGGUUAAGAAACAUUUAAGCCUUCAGUGUAAGAGAACUUCAGAGCAGAAGCUAGGCACUGAGCUAGAAGGAGAAGGCGAUGUCUGGAUCGAUCCCAUUCUACCAGAAGCAGCACCGUCACUAUGAUCGUGCCUACCGUAGCCGGGAGGCGGAGUCUACAAUCAGCCAAUAUCAGCAGAGUUCCAGCACUUACUCCGCCCACAGAACCAACACGAAAGGCAUCAGAGAUACCACCUUUGCCUCUCUGGAUGAGACAGGGGUGAGUCCUAAGACAAAGAGAGCCAAGCCCUCCUACCUGGCUGUGGACAGAGAAAACCAGAUUAUAGGCUAUGUGGUGCCCAUCUUCAGGGGAAGUCAGGAGUUUGCAAGUGGUCUGUCAGACACUGAAGAGGCUCAGGCUAAACAGACUGCUGGUUACCUGGCACGCAGGGACCUCUUCUCCAGUGGGGUGGAGUUGGAACGCAUGGAACACAAGUCUCGCAGAACCGUCAUGAGGGAGUCUGCAGAACGCAUUUCCCUCACCAAGAGGAUCCAUGACAACGAAGAGUACCACAAGCGCCUGAACGAGGAUAACCUGAUGCAUACACCGGAGUUUGUGAUCAAGCCUCGCUCACACACUGUGUGGGAAAAACAAUGUGUGCGGCUGCACUGCACGGUUACAGGAUGGCCUGAGCCCCGGAUUGUGUGGUACAAGAACAAUGUUAGCAUUGACCCAAUGGCUCAUCCAGGAAAGUACAAAUUAGUGAGCAGCUACAAUGUUCACUCUCUGGAAAUUAACAGAUGUGACUUUGAUGACACUGCCCAGUAUCGUGUGUCUGCCAUGAACAGCAAGGGGGAGCUUUCAGCUUUUGCCUCUGUCGUGGUUAAAAGAUUCAAAGGUGAAGUUGAUGAGUCUCUCCCAACUCCCAAAAUCUAUAAGAGGUGGUCCGGCUCUGAAGUGCCCUGCCUGGAGUAUGGAGUGACUUUUGAAACACAUAUUGUAGAGAAGUUUGGUGUGUCUUUUGGACGUGAGGGUGAGACGAUGAGUCUGGGCUGCUCUGUUAUCAUUUAUCCAUCACUGCAACGCUUCCAGCCUGAGAUUGAAUGGUACAGAGAUGAUAAGUUGCUGGUGACAUCUAAGUGGGUUCAGAUGCACUGGAGUGGAGAAAGAGCUACGCUUACACUCACACACCUGAAUAAAGAAGACGAGGGGCUUUACACUCUUCGUGUCAUCACAAAGUCAGGCUAUGAGACACACUCAGCCUACGUCUUUGUCCGAGACAGUGAUGCAGAGGUUGCAGGGGCUCCUGGUGCUCCUCUGGAUGUGUUUUGUCAAGAAGCUAAUAAAGAUUAUGUCAUUGUUACAUGGAAACAGCCUGCUGUGGAUGGAAGUAGCGCCGUACUGGGCUAUUUUGUAGACAGGUGUGAAGUUGGCACGUCUCACUGGAUUCAAUGCAAUGAUACUCCAGUCAAGUUCGCCCGUUUUCCAGUUACUGGUCUCGUGGAAGGCCGCAGCUAUAUUUUCCGUGUGCGUGCAGUGAAUAAGUGCGGCAUGAGUCAUCCUUCUCGGGUGUCAGAACCCGUGGCGGCCAUGGACCCCGCUGACCGUGCUCGCAAAGGAGCAUCUGCACCUUGGACUGGCCAGAUCAUUGUUACUGAGGAAGAGCCUGUAGAGGGUGUGGUUCCUUGCAAACCUCGUGAUCUCACAGUUAUUGAGGCCACCAAAAACUAUGUGGUGCUGAGCUGGAAGCCCCCAGGCGACAAGGGAUAUGAGGGUGUCAUGUACUAUGUUGAGAAGUGUGUGUCCGGGACAGACAGUUGGCAACGUGUGAACACAGAGCUUCCAGUAAAGUCUCCACGUUUUGCUCUGUUUGACCUGUCUGAGGGGAAAUCUUACUGCUUCCGUGUCCGUUGCUCCAACUCUGCUGGCGUCGGUGAACCUUCAGACCCCACAGAGCCCACUCAAGUGGGAGAUAAACUGGAUAUUCCAUCUGCCCCAGGCCGUGUAGUCCCCACCCGAAACACAGACACAUCUGUUGUGGUUUCAUGGGAGGCAUCACGGGAAGCUAAAGAGCUGGUGGGCUACUACAUUGAGACAAGCAUUGCUGGAAGCAAUGCUUGGGAGCCCUGCAAUAAUAAGCCUGUGAAAGCCACCAGAUUUGUGUGUCAUGGCUUGACAACAGGUGAAAAGUAUGUUUUCCGUGUGAGAGCAGUUAAUGCUGCCGGAAUCAGUGAGUUCUCACAGGAGUCAGAGGCUAUUGAAGUUAAAGCUGCUAUUGGGGGCGGUAUUCCUCAUGGUGUGUUUCUGGAGUCAGGGGGUAACACAGUUGGACUAACCCAGCACAGGCCAGGGAAGGAGGGCAGGCAUGUGACCCCUGGCUCCCCUGCUACCACACAGCUAACUUCCCUAGCUAGUUUUAGCAAGAGGACUAAUAGUGCAGGCCAUCUGGGUCCUCCAAGUGCACUAAGUAAAGGCAAAGGGGGGAAGAGAUGCAAUGUAACCUGGGCUCCUGAUCCCAGCUGUGAGUUUUAUACUCAAUCUGGCACUAAUGCAGACCCCAAAAUGGCCAGUGAAACUGGCACCAGUUCGAACAUCAAAGUGCCCAAAGAAUCUUGUAGUAAUUUAAAGAACAAUACAGGCUGUAAACAUGACACAAAUUCAGUAACUAAAUUAGAACCUAAACCUGGCAGCAAUUUAGACAUUACAAUGGGCACUGCACUUGGAAACAAUACAGACACCAAUUCAAAUGCUAACACAAACACUUCAAGGCCCACGGCUGAGCAGGUUCCUAAUCACUCUGCUGAUAGAGUAAUGCAACACAUAACCGGACCGGCAAGUGAAGUACAGGAAAAAUGUAAGUCCUCAAUAGACUCUUCCUCGGAGCAAGAGAGAAAAAAGGAAAACGGAAAUGGGCGCAGAGGUUCAGCCUCCCCUGCUCCACCAUUUGGCAUUUCCGUGUUGGAGAGUGUAAGGGAUUCUAUGGUACUAGCCUGGAAGCAGCCAACAUUUAUUGGUGGUGCUGAUAUCGUUGGAUAUUUUGUGGAUUACCGUGAGGUCAUUGGUGGUGUACCUGGAAAAUGGCAUGAGGCUAACAUUAAAGCAGUCAGUGAGAGAGCCUACAGGGUCUCUGAUUUGAAGGAAAACAUGCUCUACCAGUUCCAGGUUCGUGCUGCAAAUAUGGCUGGUGUUGGCUUACCAUCUCUGCCUAGCCAGACCUUUAAAUGUGAAGAGUGGACCAUUGCUGUACCAGGUCCCCCACAUGACCUCCAAGUGCUGGAAGUACGUAAAGAUUCUUUGGUGUUGCUCUGGAAACCACCAGUGUACGUAGGUCGUGAUGAGGUCAAUGGCUAUUACAUUGACAUCAAGGAGGCUGAUGCAGAUUUUGAGAAAUGGAGGGGAGUUAACGAGAAAGCUACAAGCAAAACAUACAUGAAGAUCAAGGACCUAAAAGAGGGAGUAUCAUAUGUUUUCCGUGUACGGGCUCAGAACAAAGCUGGUGUUGGCAAAGCAUCUGAAGAAACAGAACCAGUGUUGGCUGAGACUAAACCAGGUACUAUGGAGUUGCUUGUGGAUGUUGAUGACGAAGGUGUGAUUUCAAUGAACUUUGAAUGUCAGAAUCUCACUGCUGAAUCCAAGUUCAUCUGGUCCAAGAAUUAUGAAGAAAUGAAAGACACUAACCGUUUGACCAUGGAGACCAAGGGCAACAAGUCCAAAGCCAUCUUUAACUGUCCUUCUGAGGAAGAUCUGGGCAUCUACUCCUGUGCUGUUACACACACUGAUGGAGCCUCCGCAAGCUACACCCUGACUGAGGAGGGCCUGAAGGAGCUGCUGAAGAUCAGCCAUGACCACAAAUUCCCCAUUAUUCCUCUGAAAUCAGAGUUAGGUGUGCAGUUGUUAGAGAAGGGUAGGGUUCGCUUCUGGCUGCAGGCUGAGAAGAUUUCUGCUAAUGGCAAAGUUGAAUACGUAUUCAAUGACAACUUGAUCUCUCAGGGAGAGAAAUAUAAGAUGAACUUUGAUAAGAAUACUGGAAUUAUUGAGAUGUUUAUGGAGUCACUGGUGAAAGAGGAUGAAGGAACGUACACUUUCCAACUCCAGGAUGGCAAAGCCACCAACCAGUCCAGCCUGGUGUUGAUAGGAGAUGUUUUCAAACAAUUGCAGAAAGAAUCUGAGUUCCAGAGGAAAGAAUGGCACAGAAAACAAGGUCCUCAUUUUGUGGAGUAUCUAAGUUACGAGGUCACAGCCGAGUGCCUUGUGAGACUGAAGUGCAAAGUGGGUAACAUGAAGAAGGACUCUGUAGCAUUGUGGUAUAAGGAUGGAAGAGAGAUCAAAGCCAGUGAGAAACUAGACUUCGCUGAAGGAGUGUUGACACUGGAGAUUACUAAGAUCUCUAAGAAGGAUGCCGGUGUGUAUGAGGUGAUUGUAAAAGAUGACAGAGGCCAGGACAAAUCCACACUCAACCUGACUGACCAAGGAUUCAAGGACCUGAUGAACCAUGUUUUCAGUGUCAUUGCAAACUCUUCCACUCCACUGAAGAUCCAGAGCAACGAGGAGGGCAUCCGCCUGUACACAUUUGUCAACUAUUACAACGAUGAACUGCUCGUCACCUGGCAACACAAGGAUUCAGCCAUUGCCUUUAGUGAUCGAAUUAAGAGCGGUGUGGUGGGCGAGCAGCUGUGGCUCCAGAUUAGUGAACCAACAGAGAAAGACAAGGGCAAGUAUGCCAUCGAGUUCUCUGAUGGGAAAGGAGGACUGAAGAGAACAAUCGAGCUGGCUGGACAAGCCUAUGAUGAUGCUUAUGCGGAAUUUCAGAGACUGAAAGCUGCUGCCAUUGCAGAACGCAAUCGUGCUCGAGUGGCAGGAGGUCUGCCUGAUGUGGUGACUAUACAGGAGGGCAAGGCCUUGAAUCUGACAUGUAAUAUCUCAGGAGAUCCUGUGCCUGAGGUAACCUGGCUGAAGAAUGAGAGAGAGAUGGUGUCUGACAGCCACUAUGUCCUCAAGUUCGAGUCUGGCAAGUUUGCCAGCUUCACCAUCACCUCUGUGAACACAAGUGACUCAGGAAAAUACAGCAUCUUGGUGAAGAACAAGUACGGCACAGAGAGCAGUGAGUUCACCUUGGAAGUCACAGAGAACAUGGGCGAUCUGGGAGUGGUUUCAUACCUGAAUGAUGAACAUGGCAAUGUGGUGAUUGGGCCCACAGCUUGCUUAUCUAAGCUUCCAAAACCAAACAUAUCAAAACCAGCCAUUUCUUCUACACCAACACCAAAACCUUCUUCCAUAACACCCCUCUCUCCAACAUCAACUACCCCAUCAGAGGAGAUGCCCAAGAAGAAGAUGACAGAUGAGAGAAAGAGGGAGAAAAAGAAAGUGAUGAAGAGGAAAGACUCUGUUAUUCUGAAAAUCCCUGCUGGAGAGGCAGAGUCACAGGAGCUUUCUCCUACAACAACACCUGCUGGAACAGGAACAAUGCCUCUCCCUGAUCCAGGACCUGAGGCAUGAUCAGCUGAUGCAUGAGAGUGAGUGAAGUAGUGAGUGAAGUGAACUAAAAGGAAAUAGCCUAGAUUGUCAGAUAGUAAAAUGAAAAGACAGGAAAAUAACUUUAAUAUUUAACUGGAGACAGAUUUUCUUACUACCAGUGUGCUGAGCACGUGUGCUUGUGUGGUGUGAGGUGUUAAAGGUCACUUGCCCAGUGCUCUGUUAAAUACAUUUCACUACAACAAGCAAGAAUCCCAGUGUGUGCAUGAGUAAAACUGUAUUUCAUUUGAUUCACAUAUUAUUAAAUAAACAGUUGAUUGAUGGUGAAUAA